GGCUUCAGUCUUUCAAAAGUGAAGACAAGAUGAAGACCCACUUGCUUCUCUGGGGAGUCCUGGCCAUUUUUGUUAAGGCUGUCAUUGUAACAGGUGACAAUAAAGGGACCAUUCUUGCCGACAACAAAUGCAUGUGUACCCGAAUUACUUCCAGGAUCAUCCCUUCCCCCGAGGAUCCUAAUGAGGACAUUGUGGAGAGGAGUAUCCGAAUUGUUGUCCCUUUGAACAACAGGGAGAAUAUCUCCGAUCCCACCUCCCCAGUGAGAACGAACUUUGUGUACCAUUUGUCAGACGUCUGUAAGAAAUGCGAUCCUGUGGAAGUGGAGCUGGAAGAUCAGGUCGUUACUGCCACCCAGAGCAAUAUCUGCAGUGGAGACAGCGGUGUUCCUGAGACCUGCUACAUGUAUGACAGAAACAAGUGCUAUACAGCUAUGGUCCCACUUAGGUAUCAUGGUGAGACCAAAAUGGUGCAAACGGCCCUGACCCCUGAUUCUUGCUACCCUGACUAGUUUGAGUCACUCGCCGUGCAGCGCUGUCUUCAGAGGCUCUCCAUUGCACCCAGAAGUUAUACUCACUGCUAGUGAAUUUGAAACGAGUGCUUUAUUUUCUUGUGGUACAAAACUAAUGUUCCCUUUCAACAGUUAGAAUAUCAGCAUUGCUGUCAUUAUUAUUAUUAGUAAAUCCUCAUGCCUGGCCAAGGAGGUGUGUUUAAGAGUUCAUUUUCUGGUGUUAAAAAUUGUAAGCAAGGGGAGAAAGUAAAAUUCCAAGGGUAAAAAUCAAAAGGCAUAAUUCAAUUCAAUCCCCUUCCUUCCUCCCUCCCUCCCUUCCUCCCUCCCUCCCUCCCUCCCUCCCUCCCUCCCUCCCUUCCUUCCUUCCUUCCUUCCUUCCUUCCUUCCUUCCUUCCUUCCUUCGCUGUGGAGAGCUGGAGCUUCUGCACUCUAUCCUAGUCUUUCUCACUGUGCAGAGAAAACAUCACAUAAACAUAGGGCAGGUUAUAUCUUCAUGAGAAGUUAUAAGGGUUGUGGUUUGGAACUAUCUACUAAUGUUUAUGAAAGUCAUAUAAUUUGAUGCACAAAUGAAAAAAUGAAUGUUGAUAGAAUACAUAGACUUGACAUUAGAUUUUCUUUAAAAUUUUUUGACAGUGAGAUUAUUGUCUGAAAUUCUUAGGGGACUCUUUGGCAUCUCAGCUGAAUCUAAUGAAAUCUGUAUUGCAAAAUAUGUAUUCUCUAGUACAGUUUGAACAAUUAAAUAGAUCGAUAAGCAUAUACCUGUGUGAAUGAUUCUUUGGAAAAAAUUUGCUUGUGUUUAACCUUCUUGUAUGUAAAUUAAAUAUAUUAUUAUUGGCAAACGGUUUCUAAGUAUGAUGCAAUGGUGCACUUGUCACUUAGCUUAUACGAGCACAUAUUUGAGAAAUCUUUGUUAUUUCACAGGUAAAAUUAAGUCCAAAGGCAGAGUCCAUGGCACAUAGCACCUUUUGGAAGCAGGAGGUGUACUCUGUGGUAGGGAGCUUGCUUAUCAUGCUUAAGACCUUGAUGUCCACCACUGUGAACAGAAGGGAGCAAAACAAAGCAUAGCAAAACAAAACAAACAACCACAAAACUUUUACAACUUCAUCCCAGUAGAAUCUCACUUUAAUGGUAGGCUUAUUUCAAAGGAAUAACUCGUCACAUACAAAGAAACAUUAUGGUAGGACACCAUGGUCAAUUGAUGCAUUUAUCUAAGGGCACUACAGAAAGUAACUGCUGAUUCAGAGGCUCAUGUGAAGAUACUUCUGAGCUGGGAACAGGGGUUCAGUGUCCAGGUCUGAGCUGUAUGCCAGCAGUGCAUAUGAGGUCUAGGAGGCAACGCUAAUGGCCCAAUUGAAAUUUAUAUUCUUACAAGGCUGAACUAAUAUCAGGCAAGGUAAUUAAAUUUAAGAUCAUUUCUUCUUUUAAAAUGAGAUUACAAAUAACUAUUUCCUAGAUUUUAUAAGAAUGACGAUACAUCC
Messenger RNA from Rattus norvegicus (Norway rat), 1987 nucleotides. RefSeq names its product joining chain of multimeric IgA and IgM (gene Jchain). Bases 30 to 509 code for a protein of 159 amino acids. Gene Ontology annotation, biological process: innate immune response; adaptive immune response; protein-containing complex assembly. Gene Ontology annotation, cellular component: pentameric IgM immunoglobulin complex; monomeric IgA immunoglobulin complex; dimeric IgA immunoglobulin complex. The record is from RefSeq and is marked validated. Lineage: Eukaryota; Metazoa; Chordata; Mammalia; Rodentia; Muridae. The transcript is spliced from 4 exons. Gene Ontology annotation, molecular function: immunoglobulin receptor binding; peptidoglycan binding; protein homodimerization activity.